Messenger RNA from Trichoderma breve, 1458 nucleotides. RefSeq names its product major facilitator superfamily domain-containing protein. The record is from RefSeq and is a predicted model, not a curated record. NCBI's taxonomy places the organism in Eukaryota, Fungi, Ascomycota, Sordariomycetes, Hypocreales, Hypocreaceae. Gene Ontology annotation, biological process: transmembrane transport. The coding region runs from base 1 to 1458 and encodes 485 amino acids. Gene Ontology annotation, molecular function: transmembrane transporter activity. The transcript is spliced from 5 exons.
AUGACUGUCAAUACUGCAUCCAGUACUGGCUCUGAAACACUAGCAGAGCCCAAAGAAGUUUACGAACCAGAGAUAGAGCCAAACACAAAGCCAAUCGUUCCGAGCGACAAUGAUGAUAUGGCAGAUAUCGAGGCUGCAACAAACACUAAGCCCAACCAAUUGUCCACGUUCAAAUGGAUUCUUGUAUGCUUUUGCGUCUACAUCUCGGAUUUCGUCUACGGUCUCGACACUACCAUUGCCGCCGAUAUCCAAGGCGCGGUAACUCAAACUUUCGGAACUGUUGAUCAACUUGCAUGGCUCGGCGGUGCCUUGUUCAACUCGUUCAACCAAAAAUGGCUAUAUGUGGCCGGUGUGGUGCUUUUCGAAGUUGGCUCUGCCUUGUGCGGUGCCGCACCAAGCAUGAGUGCUCUCAUUGUCGGCCGUGUUCUCGCUGGCGCUGGAGGAACAGGAAUCUACCUUGGAACUCUCAACUUCUUCUCAUCUGAAUUGGUAUCGCCAGAGCGUCGUGGAGCUUACAUCUCGGGUAUUUCGAUUGUCUGGGGCCUGGGCGCUGUGCUUGGUCCUGCUAUUGGAGGUGCCUUUAGCAUUAGCAAGGCAACUUGGAGAUGGGGAUUCUAUAUUAACUUGGUUCUCGGCGCACUUGCAGCUCCCAUUUGGAUCUUUCUGCUGCCGUCCGUGCAUCCCACCAAGGGAGUUUCUAUCAAGGACCGGCUGCUGAGGCUGGACUUUGUCGGCUUUAUACUGAGCGCUGCUGCUUGGAGUAUCUUUACAGUCGUCUUCAUUGCUGGUGGUAAUUACUGGGCGUGGAAAGAUGGGCGUACCAUUGCAAGCUUGUACUUUUGCAUUCUAACAACGCCCUCAACACGAUCGUUUCCUGGCCAUUUGCUGCGGUACAAGGUUCAUAUCCUUCUGGGGGCCAGCACUGCGUGCGCAAUCUCCAGUCUCUACGUCGCUAUUUACUACAUUCCCGUCUACUUUCAAUUUGUGGAAUCCGACUCUCCAUUGAAAGCUGCUGUCAGAAUCUUGCCGCUUGUCCUGGUCGCCGUUGCAGUCAGUUUCUCAAGUGGUAGCACACUCUUCUAUGUUUAUAUCGAUCCUUCAGUCUCAGCUGGUGUCAUAUACGGUGUCAGCGUCGUGAUGGCCCUAGGAAUUGGUCUCACAUGGCAAACUGGGUACACUGUGGCCACUCUCAAGUUUUUGCCUCAAGAUAUUGGAAAUGCUCUCAGCAUUCAGAAUUUGUCCCAGAUUGGCGGAUCUACUAUUGUUUUGGUCAUUGCGGGACAAGUUUUUCAGACAGGAGCACAGAGUGUCGUGCUGAGCCAGCUCGAGGGUGAAUUGAGAGAUCGUGCUCUGCUUGCAAUCACGGAUGCAAUUAAAACCACCUUCAUUCCAGUUAUCACAGCUGGAGCGUUGAUAUUUGUGGCAGGUUUAUCCAUGAAAAUGGAAAAGUUGUUUUAA